CUAUUUCUAAACUAAAUGCUGUCUUGUCUACUCUCUCUCUCUAGAAUAUAAAUGGCCCCUCUUUUCUCUCUCCUCUCCUAUAAUUCUAUUUCUAAACUAAAUGCUGUCUUGUCUCCUUUCUCUCUCUAAGCGUCUCCAACAACUUCCUCUUAACUUACAUUGCAUUUGACCCUCAGAAAUCUCGUUUGUUGUCCGAUGAAUGCGCGUCUCGCUCUCCUCUAAACACCCGGUCUUCACGCCCAAACCAAACCCUAACCCUAGAAUUCAAGGUCGCCUACUCACCACCACAACGCGCGCUUCAGGUGAUUGUUUCAUGCCAGAUUAAUUUUGAUCAAGACCCUAGAAUUCCAGUUGUUUGAGCGUCAUUGGAGGGAAAUCUGUUGAAAACCUGGGUUUCGCAGUGAGUUCAUCAUUCACAAAAUUUGUAACGGUAGAAUUGUGAUCAAAAGCUUGAAUUCCAGGCUAUUUUUGCAGGACCUGGACCUCACGUUCAGGUGAUUGUGUUUUUGGGUAUGUUUUGGUAGAAUUGAUAUGCUGGCCCUGGAUUUCUAGUUGAAUUUGCAGCAAUUGGGUGGCGGUUUCAAAAACCUAGAUUUUACAGUCAAGCUUUUUGUAGUAAAGGUCAGGAAAAAGAUUGUGAGUGAUUGGAGAAAAGUCUUAGUGCCACAAUUAUGUUUUCUAUUUUAUGAUGAAGGAGUUAUGGAUUGGAUGGUUAUGUUGUUGAAUUUGGAGUUGAAGGGGCCUUUUUCAUGAGAAAUAAUAGUACAAAAGGCAAAUGAUUUCAAGGAGGCUCAUCCGCUUCCUUAUUUUGAGUCUACAAUGAAAAGCUUUCUUAACUUGUAGUCAAAAGGAUCAUUGAUCAUUCCAAAUGUUUGGAAAACCACAUAAGCUGCGGAUUCUCUCCCAUUUCAUGGUAUUGAAUGGGAGGAAUUCAUAGGGUUUGUCUCAGCUUUUGAAAUUUGUAGUUCAGGUGAAAUAUAUCUAAAUAUUAUUGUGAGAUAUCUCUUGAGUAGUUCAAAUGGUUUAAAGAGCCUGGAAAUUGUGGAUAAUUGUGAAUAUUUGAUACUUUUUGGGCCAUAUAUUGAAAUUUACCAAGGACCAUGCAUUUUAUUUAAGAAAUUCGAGUUCGAGCAAUCGCCGGAGGAGACCAAGGGGGUGGAAUACCCCCCUAAUCAGACGAAAUGGUCGGAGUGACGGAGAUUGUGUUUGAGCUUCUUGUUCCUUCUUGGUGGGAGAUUAAGGUCUCAUUAACUGCUGCUUUGUUUGUCAUCAUCAUCUACUAUUUAUUCACGAGCUUAUCUUCACAUGAAGGACAGGAAGCAGGUGAUGGAUCUGGGGUGAGAGACCUGCUUCUUCGUCCUAUUACCUCGGAUGAUAAAGGCAAGGAGAUUGGCCUAUUGAGAGUAGACUCUGGAGGUCCAUUCUUUUAUCUCAUUAAGUUGGAACUGUUGGCUGCCAAGAACCUGAUUGGUGCAAAUAUAAAUGGGACCUCUGAUCCUUAUGCUAUGAUUACUUGUGGCUCGCAAAAACGAUUUAGUUCAAUGGUUCCUGGUUCAAGGAAUCCUUUGUGGGGGGAGGAGUUUGACUUCUGUGUAGAUGAACUUCCUGUUCAGAUUAAUGUGACGAUUUAUGAUUGGGACAUAAUUUGGAAAAGCACAGUUCUUGGAUCUGUAUCAGUUGUAAUUAAUGGUGAAGGUCAAACUGAAGCAACCUGGUACACAUUGGAUAGCCCUUCAGGACAGGUUUGUCUGCAUACAAAAACCAUUAAGGUCCCUGUCAAUGCUUCAGGGAAUCUAAAUGGCUUCGCUGCUGCCGCUGCUCGUCGAAGACUUACUUUAGAUAAACAAGGGCCUACUUUUGUUCAUCAAAAACCUGGGCCUCUGCAGACAAUAUUUGAUCUCCCCCUCGAUGAGGUUGUUGAUCAUAGUUAUUCAUGUGCACUUGAGAGGUCAUUUUUAUAUCAUGGCCGUAUGUAUGUCUCUGCAUGGCACAUUUGUUUCCAUUCUAAUGUGUUCUCUAAACAAAUGAAGGUGGUACUUCGAUUUGAAGAUAUUCAAGAGAUAAAAAGGAGUCAACAUGCAUUCAUCAAUCCUGCUAUCACUAUAAUCCUUCGUGCAGGUUCUGGAGGUCAUGGUGUGCCUCCUUUGGCUAGUCCAGAUGGUAGAGCCAAGUAUAAGUUUGCCUCAUUUUGGAAUAGAAAUCACGCACUUCGAGCUUUACAAAGAGCAGUAAAGAACUUUCGUGCAAUGGAAGAGGCUGAGAAGCAGGGUAAGGUACAAUCUGCAUUGCGUGCUCACAGCAGUUCUUUGCAAAGAACUAGUGAAGAGAAUGAAAUUCCAGCAGAUAAUCUGCCUAAGGAUGGAAAGUUGCAGGCCUUUGUAAAAGAAGAUGUUUUAGUUAGUAUAAUAAAUGAUGAUUUUCCAUGUACAGCUGAACAGUUUUAUAUUGUACUGUUAAGUGAUGAAUCAAAGUUUACAGAUGAAUACCGCAAGGCACGGAAGGAUACAAAUCUUAAGCUUGGGCAGUGGCACAUUGGUGAACAAUAUGAUGGGCAUGUUAGAGAGAUAACCUUCAGAUCAGUAUGCAAUAGUCCAAUGUGUCCCCCAGAUACAGCGAUGACAGAGUGGCAGCAUGCCAUCGUAUCUGCUGAUAAAAUGACCCUGGUGUUUGAGACAGUACAACAGGCCCAUGACGUGCCUUUUGGUUCUUAUUUCGAGGUUCAUUCCAGGUGGAUUGUAAAGACCAAAUCAGAAUCCUCUUCCAAUCUCGACAUCAGAGUCGGGGCACAUUUCAAGAAAUGGUGUGUGAUGCAGUCUAAGAUAAAGACUGGGGCUGUCAAUGAGUACAAGAAGGAAGCGGAAUUGAUACUAGAUGUUGCUUGUACAUAUCUAAAAUCUUCUGCAACAACUCAGGACCAAAGGAAUGAAGAGGCUUCUAAUCUUCAGAACACAACACAAACCGUUUAAAGUCACCGGCAGUCUCAUAAUUUAGAUUUUGCAGAUCUGUGAACACGAGAAAUAGAUAGUCCAAAAAGCAUAUAAGAAGAUAGACAAGAUCCAUGAUUGUCUAGGUUCAGAUGAUUGAUUUGCUCCUACACAGGACCUGCAUUUUGCACAGAUAUUUGAGGUUUAGCUUUACAAAGCCGCCCUACAAAAUAAAUUUCUUCAUUUCAAAAGAGGUUCAUGUUAUGCAAUUACAGAGGGAAGUGCACUGAUGAAAUACUACAACGAGCAUCUCAUUGGCCUGCUUUUGUGGAUGAAUAGCAAAGGAGUCGUUACGAAAAGACCGAGCUUGACUGUAUAGACCAGCAGUGUUCAGGUAUUUUAGCUCACCACCUUUGGCAUUGUUUGUCAAAUUCUGAGGGUGAAAAAAUGGCAUUUCAUGGAUGGGAACCUGGCCCUGGCAUUGUUAGUGUAAUAACUUUUUUGUAUCUUAAAAUUAACCUGCCUUGUAGCAUGUGUAUUCGAGGUUUUGGAUACAAAUUCAAUCAAUCAUUUUGAGAGUUGGGAAAUCAA
This is a messenger RNA of Amborella trichopoda, 3515 nucleotides long. RefSeq names its product C2 domain-containing protein / GRAM domain-containing protein. Lineage: Eukaryota; Viridiplantae; Streptophyta; Magnoliopsida; Amborellales; Amborellaceae. The record is from RefSeq and is a predicted model, not a curated record.